Messenger RNA from Microdochium trichocladiopsis, 1704 nucleotides. Its product is annotated as WD40-repeat-containing domain protein. Gene Ontology annotation, cellular component: small-subunit processome; nucleolus. The transcript is spliced from 2 exons. Gene Ontology annotation, biological process: maturation of SSU-rRNA from tricistronic rRNA transcript (SSU-rRNA, 5.8S rRNA, LSU-rRNA). NCBI's taxonomy places the organism in Eukaryota, Fungi, Ascomycota, Sordariomycetes, Xylariales, Microdochiaceae. Bases 163 to 1500 code for a protein of 445 amino acids. Gene Ontology annotation, molecular function: protein binding. The record is from RefSeq and is a predicted model, not a curated record.
AUCAGCGCCAGGCCCGCCCUCUAUCGAUAGCGGUGCAACCUACUCGAGGCGAAAAAAGUUGGGGGAAGCCGAACCUGGGUCAGGAUGCUCAAUCCCCAGAAGGCAUAAGCUUGACAUCAAGCUUGCAGUUCCCGCCAACCUCUGCAAAGGCACACUGAAGCCAUGAAGAUCAAGGCGCUCAGUCGGUCCGUAGAGGCCUACCAGCCUGCUGGUUCCAGUGUUCCAAAGGCGCCCCGAAACCUCGAUCCUGCGAUACACCCGUUCGAACGAGCCCGCGAAUACACGCGUGCCCUUAAUGCCGUCAAGCUUGAGCGCAUGCACGCACAGCCUUUCAUAGGCCAACUCGGAAACGGUCAUGUCGAUGGCGUGUACUCUCUUGCCAAAGACCCGAAUUCGCUGGAGCGUUUUGCAAGCGGAAGCGGUGAUGGAAUUGUCAAAGUCUGGGAUUUGACGAGUCGCGAAGAGAUCUGGCAUGGCACUGCCCACGAGAACGUUGUCAAGUCCAUGACCUGGAGCAGGGAUCAGAAACUCCUGACCUGUGCUGCCGAUCGAUCUAUCAAGCUCUUUGAUCCAUACAACACCCGAAGCGAGUCGACCCCUCUCAACACGUGGCUCGGCACAAACGCUUUCACAUCGCUUUCUCACCACCGGUCUCGGAACGCCUUCGCGGCUGCGUCUGGUGUCAUCUCCAUCUACGACCUCGACAAUUACUCGGCAGCUCCAGAGAUCCUCAAAUGGCCCUCGGCUGUAGACACCAUUACCUCUGUGCAAUUCAACCAGACCGAGACCUCCGUUCUGGCAUCUUGCGCCACCGACCGUAGUGUAAUCCUCUACGAUCUGAGGACUGGGUCGCCUGUAGCCAAGACCGUCCUCAAGUUCGCCUCGAACGCCAUCGCCUUCAACCCGAUGGAGACUUUCAACAUGGCUACCGCCAGCGAAGACCACAACGUCUACAUUUGGGACAUUCGCAAGUUUGACCGGGCACUGCAGAUUCUCAAGGAUCAUGUAGCUGCCGUUAUGGAUGUCGAGUUCUCGCCCACCGGAGAGGAGCUGGUGACGGCAUCGUAUGACCGGACAGUCCGACUAUGGAGCAGGAGCAAGGGUCACUCUAGAGACGUCUAUCAUACCAAGCGCAUGCAACGCGUGUUCUGCGCACGCUGGACGCCGGACUCGAAGUACCUGCUAUCUGGCUCUGAUGACGGCAACGUGCGGUUGUGGAGGGCGAAUGCCUCUCAGCGGGAAGGUGUCAAGUCUGCGAAGCAGCGCCAAGCCCUCGAGUACAGCGACACCCUGCUCAACAGAUACAGCCACAUGCCGGAGAUUCGCCGCAUCCGCCGUCAUAGGCAUGUUCCCAAGGUUGUGAAGAAGGCGAACGAGAUCAAGGGCGAGGAGCUCAAGGCGAUCAAGAGACGUGAGGAGAACGAGCGGAAGCACAGCAAGCGGAAGUUUGAGCAGCGGCGCAGCGAGCGCGACAAGGUCAUUCUAGCGCAUGAGAAGUAACGGACAUUGCCAGACAUUGUUUGCAUUGGCGCGGCGUUUCUUGUUUUCAUCAGACAUACUUUUGGGGAAGGGAUACCAGGCGUUCCAGGUCGACUGCUCCUGACUGUUAGCAUUGCAAAAGAGAAAAUGGAAUCGCUUUUGUUCUCGAUACACGUGCAUUCCUCGAAUGAUCUCGACUAGACCCAAAAAGUAGCUCGUUUUUCC